Molecule: messenger RNA, 2486 nt
Organism: Brassica napus (rape)
Lineage: Eukaryota; Viridiplantae; Streptophyta; Magnoliopsida; Brassicales; Brassicaceae
Product: transcription factor bHLH70-like
Exons: 4
Coding region: 804-1733 (309 amino acids)
Biological process (GO): regulation of transcription by RNA polymerase II
Molecular function (GO): DNA-binding transcription factor activity, RNA polymerase II-specific; protein dimerization activity; RNA polymerase II cis-regulatory region sequence-specific DNA binding
Source: RefSeq, a predicted model, not a curated record
CCCAUUGUUUUGUCCUGAGAGUCUGGUAACAAGAGGUCGUAAGUUACAUCAGCUUUGUACUUUUAUAAGCAUUAUUUUAAAAAGGACUAUGUAAAGAUUGGAUGUUGUUAAGUUGCUUAGGCUUGUUCUGGUUUUAUCACAGUAGUAUGAAUAUGAGUGAAGAAAAAUAAAGAUACUUUUAGAGACAAACACUGGUUAGUACCCUUGAAGCCAAGGCAUCAACACUUGUAUGCUUAACAGAUAAGAAUCCAGAAUUCACGCGUUGAGGGGAUGAAUGUAUAAACGCUUCCUUAGACUUUUAAAAGGUUCAAUGUUCUUCUUCUUCUUCCUCAUCAUCAUCAUGUAUGUAUUAACGAAAACCCCCCACAACUGACUGUCUCUUUGCUGCCAGACAAAACUGCCAAAGCCAAUAAUGUUUCUUUGAGGGACCUUUCUUAUGUCAGAGAUACUCUCUCUCUCUCUCUCUCUCUCUCUCUCUCUCUCUCUCCAUCCUCUCAUGUUCUUUGCUCUUCAACAAACAUCUGUUGUCAUCUCUUUGGUCUUUAUUUUUACCUCUUUGUUUACUUCCCUUUCUCCUCUCAUAUCUCUCACUUUCAAGUUCCAAUUUUCUCUUCAAGGCUUCAUAACAAUUUAAGAACUUCUAUAUAAAGCUAACGGCCUUAUAAAGCGAGUACAUGAUUAUCUUGUUUUUUUUUUUACUUCAUUAAAAACGCCUCACAGUUAUUUUAAGAGAGAUAUAAACAAACAAGAGAGAUAGAGAGAUAGAGAGAUAGAGAGAUAGAGGGAGGUCUCUCAGCUUUGUAAUGGAGAGGAUACAAGGACAAAACAAGCUCUGUGUAAAUUUGUUGGAUCAAAAAGUGAAUGUGAGAAGAAGCCUACAAGUUCAAGCAUCUGCGGAGGAUCAUAGCUUUCCUCUUGAGGAAGAUCAAUCUUCAAAUCUUACCUUGCAAGGUACAAGACUUCCAUUUCAACAAAUACUACAAGACCCUUCUUCGGUUUUGUCCUUCAAAGACCCACACAUUCUAGGAAACUAUCUCCCGCAUGAAGUUCCAGAGUUACAUUCACCGAUCCACUCAGAAACCAACCACUACUAUCAGAACUCACUUUUAGAAGGAACCAAUGAAGACAUCUCAAGCCAAGAACUUCAGCUAAACCCAGUAGACAAUGCGUUUUCAAGAGGCAAGCUCAGAAACAACAACUUGGCAGCAUCAGUGAGCAGAGAGAAGAGAAAGAGAAGAAGCAAACCAAUGAAAAACAGAGAAGAGAUUGAGAGCCAGAGAAUGACACACAUAACGGUUGAACGAAACCGCAGACGCCAAAUGAACGUUCAUCUCAACUCACUCCGCUCUAUCAUUCCAUCUUCCUACUUCCUUAGGGGAGACCAAGCGUCAAUAGUAGGAGGCGCUAUAGACUUCGUGAAGAUCCUCGAGCAACACUUGCAAUCCCUUGAAGCGCAGAAGAUAACUCAACAAACAAGUAAACUGAUAAUCGAUGCCACAGUGAUGGAGAGACAUGUGAAUCUCAAAAUCCAGUGCUGCCAGAGGAGACAAGGACAACUUGUCAGAUCAAUCUUUUUGCUAGAGAAACUUGGACUAACUGUACUUCAUCUCAAUGUGACAUCUCCGUGCAAUGCAUCUGUCGCUUAUUCCUUCAACCUCAAGAUGGAAGAUGAUUGCAACUUGGGAUCAGCCGAUGAGAUAACGGCGGCGGUUCGUCAGAUAUUCGACUGUUGAUUAAAAUAAAAGUUAUUUUGUAACUUUGGUUUUGGUGGAGUCUUCAUCUCAGCAUGGUGGCAUUUUGACUCUGCAGCAGAAUUGGGUCCCACCUGAUAAAGUUUGACGUUUGUUUUAAGAGUUGUGAAUUAUUCUUAUGCAAUCUUUUACCCUUAAACUUUUUAAGGUGAUGGAUGGAUCAUGCAAUCAAACUAUGUAUAAAACCCAAAAAGAAAGGAGCAUCUAGCUAGCAAUUCACUUUGAGUAAUGUAGUAACAUGAAUUCUUUUGCCAUUCAGUGGUUUUAUUGGGUCAACAAUUUUUCUUUCUUUCUUUUAACUUACUAAUAAAGAUGUUACAUUAAUCCAGUUAUAGGCGUGAUGAUUUUGAAAAGUCGUUAUCUUCAUUGGAAAAUAUUGAAAUGGGUGUUUCGAAAAACUCAGGCAACAACACCAAAUCACAGUUCUAUCCAAAUGAAAGCUCCAAGAUGGCCUGUACGUACGCCACGUCAGCACUAUCCUGAUCGGGAAACCCAAAACGAGUGGUGGGAAUGGUUACUUUUCCCGUCUGCUCAUAUCUCCCUCCAAAAAAAGAAAUAUCAAAUAUCUCUCUCACUCAACACUGAUCCUCCCCAUUAAUCUCAAAGAUAAUUAUAUUAAUAAGCUUCUUCUGAUUUGUUGGUUUGAUUCUGUGAUUGAAGUGCCACCAGAGCGCCAUGGCUUCCCUUUCAAUCUCUUCCUCUUCGACGAUCAUCAACUCUAGAGCUUCUCCUCCU